Molecule: messenger RNA, 1482 nt
Organism: Penicillium oxalicum
Lineage: Eukaryota; Fungi; Ascomycota; Eurotiomycetes; Eurotiales; Aspergillaceae
Product: FMN-dependent alpha-hydroxy acid dehydrogenase
Exons: 4
Coding region: 1-1482 (493 amino acids)
Molecular function (GO): heme binding; oxidoreductase activity
Source: RefSeq, a predicted model, not a curated record
AUGGCACAAAGGAAACGAAUCUCCACAAGUCAGGUCUCUGAGCACCGGACGGCGCAGGAUUGCUGGAUUGUGGUGGACAAGCAAGUAUGGGAUGUCACCAGCUUCCUCGAUGAACACCCCGGCGGGCCCAGCAUUAUUCUCAAGUAUGGCGGCCGUGACGCCACUGCAGCUUACUCCGAAGUACAUGCCCCAAGUGUCCUGGGGUCGAAUCUGGCACCGAGCAUGCUAAAGGGCCAACUCGAUGAGUCUACGAUUGAUGAAGAAUGGCUCAAGCCCCCACCAAGCAAGAACCCACAAGUCGUGAUGGAUCAUGAGAAACCACCUUUAGAGACUCUGAUCAAUUCUCAUGACUUUGAAGUGGUCGCUUCGAAGACGGCGAGCGCCAAAACCUGGGCCUUUUAUUCUAGUGCAGCGACGGAUUUGAUCACCAGAGAUGCUAACAAGUCAUGCUUUGACCGGAUAUGGUUUCGGCCUCGGGUACUGAGGAACGUUCGGUCUGUGGACACACGCACAACGGUGUUGGGCAAUCAUUGCAGGCUCCCACUGUUUGUGAGCCCGGCAGCCAUGGCGAAGCUGAUUCACCCCGAUGGGGAGUGCGCCAUUGCACGGGCAUGCGAGAGUAGAGGGGUCCUCCAGGGGAUCUCCAACAACUCCUCGUACACGUCGGAGGAAUUGCGUUCGGCAGCGCCCACGGCCAGCUUUUUCUUCCAGCUGUAUGUGAACCGUGACCGAGCCAAGUCCGCCGCGCUACUUCGUCAGUGCUCGGAGAAUCCGAACAUCAAGGCCAUCUUUGUGACGGUAGACGCGGCCUGGCCUGGGAAACGAGAGGCCGACGAACGGGUCAAAGCCGACGAGAGCUUAUCGGUGCCCAUGUCGCCGUCCAAGGCACAGAAUGACAAGAAGGGCGGCGGUCUCGGGCGGGUCAUGGCCGGAUUCAUCGAUCCCGGCCUGACGUGGGAGGAUCUCCGAUGGGUUCGCCAGCACACGCAUAAGCCCGUAUGUCUCAAAGGAGUGAUGUCGGCAGAUGAUGCGAUGCUUGCUCUCAAGGCGGGCCUGGAUGGAAUUCUCUUGAGUAAUCACGGUGGGCGUAACUUGGAUACGAGUCCACCGUCAAUUAUUACCUUGCUGGAGAUUCAGAAGCGGUGCCCAGAAGUAUUGGAACAUCUGGAGGUCUAUAUCGACAGUGGCAUUCGACGUGGUACAGAUAUCCUCAAAGCCAUCUGUUUGGGGGCCACGGCCGUAGGCAUGGGUCGAAGCAUGUUAUUCGCGACGAAUUAUGGACAGGAGGGCGUGGAGCAUCUCAUCGACAUCAUGCAAGAUGAGUUGGAAACGGCGAUGCGCAACGUCGGUAUUACUUCUUUGGAGGAAGCCCAUCCGGGCCUAGUUCACACGGGUGAUGUGGACCAUCUGGUGCCGGCAUCUCGAGCUCAUCCCUAUGCUCACGCCAUUGCCAAAGGUCGACGGGUGAGCUCACGCCUAUAG